UAAGCCCUCCUGCGCUUGUUCCCGCUCCUGUUUCUCCUCCUGGCUGCUUCACUUAAUCUACGUGCCGUGUCAGGUUAUUAGUCGCCGACACCCGCUCGGGACACUUUGCGGAAUGGACUUGAUGAGUUUCUUAUAGCAAUAUCUCCCUGCCGUCCCGUCGGCUGGAACCAAUGAUCCUAUCUAAACAGCAUGGGGAAUACACCCUCCACCGAGGCUCCAAGAAAGGGCUUCAGGACUACCCAAAAGCUCUCGAAACCUCGUAUUGGUAACCCUGCAGCAGCUGGUCUGUUGAAUCAAACCGGUGUUUCUGAUAUAAUUCGGCGCCCUCCCUCUACUCCUGGGAGGCGCCUUUCCCUACCACAUAGCUCUACACCCGUCCCGUCUCCACGCAGCUUUGAGCCCGAGAACACUACAGUGGAUGAUUCGGUAGUGCCCCACGGUGACCCAGCGCUUGCUGAAGAUUUCUCUUCCCGACCAUUUCCUCAAUCCGACUCUCAGGGGGCUGUAUGCCAACGGGUGCCGAGUGCUGGGGCUGUGGCCAGCUCAAGCCGCGAUCGGGGAAUGAGUAGGACAAGUUCCGGUUAUAUGGGCACAGAUGAAAGCUAUGAACAAGCAAUGGACCUUGCAGGCAUACCAAGGACCACCCCCUCAUUAAACCAUGGUUUAUCUGCCUAUGAACCACAGCGGAUGUUAAAUCACGUCGAAGCGCCACCCUUCGAAGAUCAGUCGAUAAUCUCGGAGCCUCAAUUCCAAGGGGCUAUAUCCAGGCGACAGAGUUACACCACCCCCUAUCCUCCAACUCACGUGGAUGCCGCCAUGGCUCUUCCUCGAACCAGUUCAGAUGUUUCACUCUAUACACCAAUGCGCAGGAGGUCGUUCAUGACCCCAGGAGUGGCAACGCGACCUGCACCAGCAGACUCAACUCUACCCUUGAGCCUACAAAUUAGCUUCAAUCCACCGCUAACACCGUCUCGUUCUGAUCUUGCAGAACAUGUAGGAGCAGGAUUUCCCUCUCUUCCGCCUCCGUCGUUUGAUCCGAGCCUCAUACCUCGUGUGGAAACACCUUGUGAGACGGAAUACAAACAGACAGGCGCAUUCAAACAUGGCACGCUGAGAAUCACGAAUGGCAGUCCUGCGAGAACACCAGCCCGGGAGACUGCUGAUGACGGUUUACUUGGCAAUAAUUCGCCAGCCGCCAUAGGGCAUGGCAGUUAUUUUGACGCUAGAAGUGAGGUUGAAGACGGACAGAAUGAGAAAUCAGAUGCCGUAUUUUCUCUAACUUCAGCUAGCAAAUCCGUCAAUGUAACGCGUGAACGUGAAAGCGCUGUAGACUUUCUACCUAAACUCGAGCUCUCCCUGAGUUCACUUUCAAUAAGUGAAUUCCGCCUUGGAGUGCCAGAGCUGCAAACUACUAGUAGGCAAUCUGCUGUCGAGGACGAAUUAUUCGAAGAUACGGCACCAGAGUAUAGCGUUGAGAUUUUAAAUGUGCGCCUGGAUCAUGACGCCAAACAACCGCCACGUCCGCCAACUGGGUCCGAGGAUAAAACGCUGCAAGACAUCAGUCGAUCAGAUAGCGGUGUCGUGGCAAGUCCACUAUCCACCGCCCCUCACAAAACUCUGUCCAAGGCAGAUUCCGGGUAUAGCUCCAGUGUCUCUACUCACUCUUCAUCUUUGAAACGCGACGAGCCGCCAAGGACUAGUCAUUCCCACUAUGUCAAAGAAGUUCCAGUCCAAGCCCAAUCCUUCGACUCCGUAAGCCUGCCGCGUAACAUUUCAACAUCUAAUGGCUUGAAUACUGUUAACCCCCAUAAAGAGCAACCCCAGCCGUCUUCACCUGAUGGACCGCCACCUCGAGUCCCAGAGAAGGAUGCUUAUACAAGGGUAUCUAAGCAGAUUCCCGCCAGGAAACCUGUUCAACCCCCAACUACGAGCUCCGUAAAUCAUACACUUCUGCCGUCACACCAGUCAGCCCCAGGGGCAAACCCCAUGGCGACUUCAUCUCCGAGCACCAGCGGUGCACCACACUCGGGAAGACUUCAUCGUUUUUUGAGCGGUUCCCGUAAGCCGUUAGCAGUCCCAGCAGCACAAACUUCCGACAUGGACGUCAGGAUACCUCCCGUUCCUCGCGAUCUGCAGGUAAAAAUGCAUGAGCGCCCUGGAACGGUACUGAAUCCUCCAGAUAAUUCUACAUCCACAGCCGCCAACACAACGGUUCAGAAUCAAGACCAUCACUCUGACACACAAGCUUCUCAAACUGAUGGUUCCAGUGCCCAGAAAGGUCAAGACAAAAUGCGUAGUCGCAAAUCGAGCUUCCAUAUUCAUUCAAUAAGCUCCACAAUAUCCCGCGCUGCAUCAUCCGUCAUUGCUAAGAAUCCUAUUCUCAGGAAACCAUUACUUUCUAAGGCAAAACCAGAUGAUGAGGAUGCAGUCGCCAUGACACCAAGCGCUCCAGCUCCAACGCCAGGACAUGAUGAGACCUCGCAAUGGGAGCAGGGAAGGUUAAAAGACAUCAAUCCUAGCUCAUCAUCUUCCAGACGUGAGGCAGGGCGACGUGAUAUAUCAGCGACGGCGAACGGGCGAUCGUAUUCUCUAUCCGUCUCUGCAGGCAUCGAUUCAAGGCCUUACGAUCAUGCUCGCCACAGUAGUCUACCAAGUCAAAGUGAACAGCACGCAACCGCUUUUCGUCAGCCAUCAUUUACAGGACAGUAUCCAGUUUCUAGGACUCCGCCUGUGAGUUUAGCGAUGCGAAAUAUGGGCCAGCUCCGAGUUCCUCCACCAAUUCGACCGCGUUCCACUCCUGCUAAGCCAGUUGCGCCCACACUGUCUCACAAAUCUAGUCGAGGAGGCGUCCAAAGCUAUCCUCCUUACAACCAUCCGAUGAACACCAACCGCGCUAGUUCAUCCCGACGAUCAAGUCAAGAAAGUUUUUAUAAUUAUACCGCAACCCAGAUUCAAGGUCAAGGGCACCCGAAGCAACCUUCUCAAAUGCCUAGUACCAUGCAAUGGAGUGUUCCUGUGCAGCCAGGAGAAUACCAAUGGCCACUUAUUGCUACCCCAAAUUAUGGCGCGGCAACUUCCCAAGAGCCAUCCUUUGACCACAGCAGACACAGUUCAUUGACUAGUCAAACAAGCCACCGAAGCGCCUUUGGCAAUGGGCCUUCUUAUAUAUCCUACAACGCCCCCAGCCUCAAACAUCGGUCGAGUUAUGAAGGCUAUUCACUCCCAAUGAGGCAGACUUAUGGGUUAGAGAAUGGAUCGUAUCCGACACUAACUCAAAUGAAUGGACAACUGUAUACGGCCGGCCAUCCAAGCGGCCAGCCGAUCGUUUACCAGGCUGGACAGUUUCAACAGCAUCCUCGAUACAGUUCCCGUGGACAUCAUCGUCAUUAUAGCCUUGAUCAAUAUGGCCGUCCCGUCCAAUAUCGUGUGCUUCACAGUUACAACUCUCCGGCCUAUCGAGGCGUGCCGAUUUGGUCAGCCUGAAUGCGUCAUUCCGACGGGAAACUGGUUGGUUAUAAUCCACAGAAUUGCCUCUACCCAUAUCCAAUACUUUGGCUCUCCUUUGUGUCCUCUGUUAUUGACGAGACUCCUUUGUGUCAAAUCUCGUGUCCACGAUGUCCUCUAGCGUAUCUACGAAAA
Messenger RNA from Xylaria bambusicola, 3639 nucleotides. RefSeq lists its product as uncharacterized. The coding region runs from base 190 to 3483 and encodes 1097 amino acids. Lineage: Eukaryota; Fungi; Ascomycota; Sordariomycetes; Xylariales; Xylariaceae. The transcript is spliced from 2 exons. The record is from RefSeq and is a predicted model, not a curated record.